AUGAAAGCCAAAAGAGAAACAACAGUAAUCGAAAUCGAAGACAACGACGAAGACGAUGCUUUCCUCUGUCAAGUUGCCAAAGCUGAAUCCGAAGCUCUCUCCGCUUCCAACUUCAAACGCCGCAAAAUGACCACCGUUGAUUUCAACGAAAAUCAAGAGAACACCAAAACCACGAUGAUGAUGAUGAUCAAGGUGAAGGAGGAAAACAACAAUGAAGGAGACUACAUGGCAGCUUUAAAAGGCAGUAGAAGUGCUUCAUGGCAACAACGAAUCAAAGCCGUUUCUUCUUCUAAAUUUGCCCCUUCUGAUUACAAAUCAAACAAUGCCCGCGGCGGCGGCGGCGGCGGCGGUGGCGUGGAUGGUGCCGGUAGCGGUGCGGUGGUUCCUGAGAAGAUUUGUCCUUGUGGGUUGGGAGUUUGUAACGUUUUUACUGCUAAUACUGACAGGAAUCGCGGCCGGGCUUUCUACAAGUGCCCCCAAAGACAGGAAAAUGGGGGGUGUGGGUAUUUUCAAUGGUGUGACGAAUCUUCAGCGACAAAUUAUGGUGGUGGAUUUGGUGGGGGUGGAAGCCAAGUUUAUGUGUCUAAUUCUAUGUUUCCUGAGCUUCAAUGUCCAUGUGGAGCUGGGUCUUGCUUGAUUUUGACAGCUAAAAAAGGAGAAAAUAUUGGGAAGCAAUUCUAUAAAUGUCCUGCAAAACAGUUCAUUCUCCAUGCUGAGAGAGUAAUGAAAGACAAGGAAGGUUUAGAUGCUAAAGGAGUCUAUGAUGGAAAAGAUAUAGAUGCGUUUUCUAUGGUUUGGGAUAUUGUUUACUGGACUUCAUGUGUGAAAUAUUUGACAGGGAUGGUAGGUGGUGAAAAAGGCACCCCAAGAAGCAGAGCCGCUCUGUUACAUUCUUUAUCUGACAGUCAUACGCUUUUCGCUGCUUUGCAGGGAAGUUGUAAUUUCUUCAAAUGGUGCAAUGAUAAUACUGCAUCAGCUGGUCUUCCAGCUAGUGCCUCCAAGGUCUACUUGGACAUGAACGACUCCAGCAACAAAAGCUACGGUGCAAGAACUGGAUCUUCCUGUUUCAAAUGUGGGAAGGAAGGCCAUUGGGCAAAAGAUUGCAGUGUGAGUGUGACUUUGUCUGAUUCUCCUGCUACAUUUGGAGCAAGUUCUGGUUCAUCUGGUACUUGUUACAAAUGUGGUCAGCCUGGGCACUGGGCAAGAGACUGCACUUCUAGUCAUAAUAAGAACGUUCCACAGCGUCUUGUUUUUGCUAUGACUGUUGUUGGUCUACGAGUCAUUACACCUGACUUGGUAGCUAGCACUUCACUACUCUCGGAUCCUCGAUUUGCCAAGUUGCAUCUCAAACGGGCAAAUGAAGACAACAACGUCAGCCGCCAAAGGCUCCUUGUUGCAACUGAUCCUCUUUAUUCUGUGGACUUCGAAGCAGCCAGCGAUGGAUGUAAUGAUGAUGCAGUAGUGGAGCUUCCUUGUCCAAAUGCGGUGAGUCAUAACGACUCUUUCGCUGUUGGAUUAUUUCUGGGAUCUUGUGAUGGCAUACUAUGUAUACUUAACGAGGUUGAUGAUAUGGUCUUAUGGAAUCCAUCUACUAGAGAGUCCAAGAAAUUGCCAGAACCAAGUUCUUCUCUGCACAAAGAUUUCUCCACUGGACUUGGUUAUGAUUCUUCCAUUGAAGAUUACAAAACGGUGAUUGUUUCAGCUACUGCCGAUGGCUCUGACCAAACUGUGGCUGAAGUCUUCACAUUGAAAACCAACAAAUGGAGAAAAAUUCCAGGCGCUCUUUCUGGUAUUACCUUGGGAGGUCGUUACGAAGGAGUAUUUUGGAAUGGGGCUUUGCACUGGUUGGGGAAGCGAGGAAGUGGUGCUGCUCAUGAUUUGGAUGUUAUUGUUUCAUUUGAUAUAGCAGAAGAGAAAUUCAUGGAGGCUGUGCCACUUCCGAAUCAUUUUUCUACAGCAGUUCUGACCGUCUCAGGAAACUGCUUGUGUAUUUUCGGCAAACUACGUCCGUGUGGAGGCUAUUUUGAAGGAUGGUUAACGAGUGACUAUGGCGUCAAGAAAUCAUGGAGAAGACUGUUCUCUGUCCCUGUUGAAAAACUGUCUCUAGAUUGUUAUUCAACAGAAAUGUGGUUGACGAAGAAAGGGGAAGUUCUGAUAGACAAUCAUGGAUGUCCAGGGAGACUGAAACUGUACCACCCGGUAGAAGAUGCAAGAAAGUUCUUAGAGGUAGAGCAUGAUAGUAAUCCGUUUUAUGAUUCGGCAAUAUAUACAGAAAGUCUGGUUUCACUAGGUUAG
This is a messenger RNA of Dovyalis caffra, 2295 nucleotides long. NCBI's taxonomy places the organism in Eukaryota, Viridiplantae, Streptophyta, Magnoliopsida, Malpighiales, Salicaceae. The record is from the annotation of a GenBank genome assembly.